Molecule: messenger RNA, 1211 nt
Organism: Trametes versicolor FP-101664 SS1
Lineage: Eukaryota; Fungi; Basidiomycota; Agaricomycetes; Polyporales; Polyporaceae
Product: WD40 repeat-like protein
Exons: 6
Coding region: 1-1113 (370 amino acids)
Cellular component (GO): catalytic step 2 spliceosome
Molecular function (GO): RNA binding; protein binding
Source: RefSeq, a predicted model, not a curated record
AUGUCAAAACGCGGCGCGUCUCCCCCGCCCGGUGGCGCACUCAUAAAGCGCGCUCGCUCUGGGUCUCCCGCUCCCAAUACCCAAAUUGCCAUCUCUUCCGGAAACAACGAGAGGGAGCAAGGCCUCAUACGCACUAUCAAGCGCACCAGCAGUUUAGAGGCUCCCAUUAUUAGCCUCUCAGGCUCGCAUGGUGCAGAAAUCAUGAGCUGUAGGUUCGAUCCUACUGGCCAAAAUAUCGCUGCAUGUUCAGCAGACAGAAGCGUCUCACUAUGGCGCACCUACUCUCCGAACACGAACUACGGCCUGAUCGCCAACCUCCACAAAGCCCCCAUUCUUGACCUCCAAUGGUCGCUCGCCUCCCAGGUUCUAUAUACGGUCUCCGCCGACCACACGCUCAGCGUUACGGACCUCACGACUGGCCAGCGUGUGCGUAAACUCCACGCGCACCGCGGAAUUAUUAAUUCCCUCGAUAGGACUCUCGCAGGAGGGGCUGGCGUCGAGCUUGUCGUGACCGGCGCUGAUGACGGUACCGUGCGAGUCUGGGAGGGAGGCGACGAGGGACCGAAAACACCUGUGAGCGUAUUUGAGUUGGGCUGUCCAGUUACGUCCGUAUGCUGGAGCGCGGAUGGCUCGAGUAUAUAUGCUGGUGCACUGGACAAUGAGAUUCACGUGCUCGACUUCCGCAAGAACGAGGAAGUAUACACGCUCAUGGGCCACACCGACACCCCCACAUCCCUCUCCCUCUCGCCAAACGGCAACUUCCUCCUCUCCCCGUCCUUUUCCUCGCAGACAAUCAUCCACGAUGUGCGGCCAUUCUCGCCUUCGCCGAACCGGAUACACCGUGUUUUGAUGGGCGCGCCUGCCGGCUUCGAGCACACGCUUUUGCGCGGGGCCUGGAGCAAAGACGACGACGGGCGGCGAGUCGGUGUGGGCGGUGCCGACCGCACCGUUUGUAUAUGGGAGGUUGAGAGCGGGAAGGUGCUGUACAAGCUGCCCGGUCACAAGGGCACAGUGACUGCAGUCGACUUCCAUCCCAAGGAGCCCAUUGUUGUGACGGGUAGCAAGGACGCGACGAUGCUCCUUGGAGAGAUUGAGCCUACUAUCGGCGCGUAGUGUUUGUAAAUAUCUUGUGCGGUGUAUGUUUUAUCGGCGUGCUCUCCGAUCAUCUGGCGUGGUUGAGCUCUCCCUGUGGCGUGCAGAUUUAUCCUAAA